Messenger RNA from Paramecium octaurelia, 308 nucleotides. Lineage: Eukaryota; Ciliophora; Oligohymenophorea; Peniculida; Parameciidae. The record is from the annotation of a GenBank genome assembly.
AUGCAAGGAUCAAAAAAAAAUAGAAAUUAAAGGUAGAAAGUAUAUAAAAUAUUAGAAUGUAAAAAUAUAUUUAAUAAAGUAAGAGCUCAUGAAUUUUUGGAAUUGUGGACAAUAGCCGCAUAACUAAUUUAUAUCAAGAAGCAGGUUAGCCUAGCAUUAAUACAUCCAAAAUUUUAAUUAUAAUUAGAUGUAUUAAAGUACUAGCAGAUUUAAAAAGGAAAAAAGUAAUCUUAAAUUAUAAAUCAAGGCAUAGCAUGUAGAAAAAUUUUCAAUUAGGAAGAUAUAUCAAGUUAUUCCAAAAAUCCUGA